AUGGAGCUACCCGAUAUCACUCCAAGCGCAUUCAUCGCCCGUCAACUGAAAAUCAUCGUCAUCGGCGCUGGCAUCUCCGGAAUCCAAUUUGCGCACGAUGCAGUCGCAUCACUCUCAGCGCUGGAUCUCGAGAUUUACGACCGAAACCCUUGCCUAGGCGGGACGUGGUAUGAGAAUCGGUAUCCUGGCUGCACAUGCGACGUCCCCUCGCAUACGUACCAGUUCAGCUGGGCGCCAAACCCGCUCUGGUCCUCGCUUUAUCCUCCCGCGCCGGAGAUUCACCGGUACUUGCAAGAUGUGGCGGACAACCACAACCUGUGCCGGUUCAUGACUUUCAGCACGGAGUGCAUCUCAGCGGAAUGGGAUGAGGGCUUGUCCAAAUGGCAGGUUAUCCUACGCAAUGUGAGCACCAAUAAGGAGAGGACCGUUUGGUCUGAUGUUUUCAUCUAUGCUGUGGGCCGGCUGAAUAACUACAAGUUUCCUGAUAUCCUUGGCCGGGACAAGUUCCAGGGUGUGCAGGUGCAUACUGCCAGCUGGCCCGUUGAAACUGAGGUUAAGGAUAAGCGAGUGGUUGUUAUUGGCAAUGGUGCCAGUGCGGUUCAAUGCGUGGCUUCUUUGCAGCCUGUUGUCUCUAGCAUUGUCAACAUUGCUCGAGGCGCAACGUGGAUUGUUCCGCAUGUCUUUUCUGGGGAUGGGGCUAUUCAGCGUCAUUACACAGCAGAGCAAAGGUACACCUUCAAAACUAAUCCAGGUCAAUACUAUGAUGACCGCAUCAAACUGGAGAAACUGCUGGCAGCAGGCUUCCCAGGCCUCUGGAAAGGGACCAAGUCCCAAGCCAAAUUCUCAGUAUUAGCUCAAGCAUUCAUGAAAGCCAAGAUCACAGAGCCAGAAUUGUUGAACGCAAUUCUCCCAGAAUUUGAAGCUGGCUGUCGUCGGUUCACUCCCGGUGGCCAUUAUCUGGAUGCGCUGCAGAAGCCUAAUGCUCUCUACGUGAAGGACUCCAUUGCCGAACUGACAGAGAAUAGCCUCAUCGCCAAAUCAGGCAAGGAACUCCCCUGUGAUCUCCUGGUUUAUGCCACUGGCUUUGAGCCAUAUCAGCCGCGUUUCCCAGUCAUCGGUCGUGAUGGACGCACUUUGACAGCGGAGUGGGGACACAGUGGUCCUUGCGAGAGUUACAUGGCUGCGAUGGUUGCUGGAUAUCCCAAUCUCUUUGUAUUCAACCCACCAAUCUGCCCCGUCAAUGGAUCAGCAAUUCCAGGCAUCGAACGAGCAAGCAACUACAUGACCCGAAUCCUCUCCCGACUCCAAACAGACAGCCUGCGAUCAGUAUGCGUGACCGAGCAGGCCCAGCGGGAAUUCAAUGACUGGGUUCAAUCACGAAUGCCACACAUGGUCUGGUCAGGACCAUGUAACUCCUGGUACAAGAACGAGAAUGGAAAAGUCAUCGUGCCCUGGCCAGGCACAGUUUUCCACUACUACGCCGCAACAGAGAUAAUCCGCUGGGAGGACUUCGACUUGGUCUACCAGAACGCAAGAGACAAAUACGGCAGUUUCGGAAAUGGAGUGACAGCAGUGGGAUUUGUGCCUGAUCAAUUUCCUUGGGUUCAUCGUCCUAUCGCCUUUUUCUCACAGACACAGACCGAGAAAGCAGAGCCAGCUCCAACACUUAUCCCAAGCAACCUGUGGCACGGAAUGAGUCAAUUCCUCCAGCUGCUGGGCGCAUGGGUAUUCUAG
This is a messenger RNA of Penicillium antarcticum, 1734 nucleotides long. RefSeq names its product flavin-containing monooxygenase. Bases 1 to 1734 code for a protein of 577 amino acids. NCBI's taxonomy places the organism in Eukaryota, Fungi, Ascomycota, Eurotiomycetes, Eurotiales, Aspergillaceae. The transcript is spliced from 7 exons. The record is from RefSeq and is a predicted model, not a curated record.